AUCCCAAGAUUCUCUGGAAGACUACUGUGGUAGUUACUCCCUUGGAUGAACAGUCUGCCAGGAGGAGUCGUGUUUCGUUUGCGGAAAUUAGGAAGAGGAAAAGUCUCUUGUGAGUAGUGACGAUGCCUCCCAAAUUUAAGCGUCACCUAAAUGAUGAUGAUGUCACUGGUUCUGUAAAAAGUGAAAGGAGAAACCUCUUGGAAGAAGAUUCAGAUGAAGAGGAGGACUUUUUCUUGGGCCCGACAGGACCAAGAUUUGGACCUAGGAAUGAUAAAAUCAGGCAUGUCCAGAACCAAGUGGAUGAAGUCAUUGACGUCAUGCAAGAAAACAUUACCAAGGUGAUUGAAAGAGGAGAGAGAUUGGAUGAGCUACAAGACAAGUCAGAUAGUUUGUCGGAUAACGCGUCAGCUUUUAGCAGUAGAGCCAAACAGCUUCGAAGACAAAUGUGGUGGCGUGGCUGCAAAAUGAAGGCUAUCAUGGCAUUGGUUGUGAUUAUCCUUUUGCUAGUGAUCAUCAUUCCCCUAGUCCUGAAAUAUCGUACUUGAUUUGUGACCAGAGACCUCCAUUAAAGCAAUCCCAGGACAAUACACACACAAAAAUUGCUGCAUAAUGUAAAUGAAACCUCUGUAUAUAACUUUCAGAGAUCAUUUUUCAAGAAGGGUAAAAGAGGCAAGGAUCUGGGCCAAAGCAGAACAUUGCAACCUCCCAGAUUACCUACUGUUCCUAACCCAACAAAAUAUGCUAUCAGUCAUGAAAACAGAAUUCCUUUACCACUGUGCCAUUCUCCUAAGAUUGUUUGCAGCUAGAUACUUGCUAAUUCAUUUAUCUGUAUAUAUAGUUUAAGCAUUAAUGUUAUUUAUAUUGUAACAAGUUUCCUACUUGUGUAAAGGAAGCAAAUUAAAUUGUUUCAUUAAGGUGGGAGUGGGAGAGAAGCAGCCGCUGGAAAUAGCUGAAUCAGUACGUUAAAGAGGACAUUGACCAUUUAGUAAAUAAUUGCGGGCGUGUCAUUUCAUGUUUAAAGUUAGGUUUUGCCAAUAAAUUGAGGGUAUGUGGAGUUAAAUGUUUUCACUAUUGCUUCUUACAUUUAUGACAAGACAUUCCAGUAACCUAUUUUUAAUAGGAUGCCGGGCAUUCAUGGCACAUUUUUGAGUAGGAGGGUUAAUGAGGAAGAAUAGUUGGACAGGGUGUGAGUGAUGUGGAUCCAUCAUGCCAGUGGAUGGACUAGUGGAGAAGGUCCUAAGGAGUGUUUGACCAGGGAAGGCCUGCAAAGUUUGCUGCCCACUCUGCUCAACUCCUAACUUUUUACCCUAGUGAAGAAGAGAGCAGGAGUAAAUUCAGAUGGCCCCCACUCCCCCACCCCCCAAAAAAUCUCAGUGCUAGGCACCAGUCUCAACUCCAUAAAUUUAAGAUUUGCAACUUGUCUUUUCUUGAUCAUCCUGUGGUAGAAGUGCUAAUGUCCAGUGAACUGACCAAAAGGCAGGACCUGGAAAAUCCCUUAAUAAUAAGAACUGGCAGCCCUCUUAGGGGUUCAAUAGUCCUCAUGCUGUGUUUAAUAUGAAAAAAGACAGGUUAUAAACGGCUGCUAUUCUUUAUCAAGCUCUCGUUCAAAUGUUUCCACUCUACAUCAAGCAAAAUGCGCUGAGUAUGUUGACAAACACUAGGGACAGAUUAUUUAGUAGUAUUUAUUGAGUGCCUACUGGGGCAGAGCACUGUACUUAACCCACGGGAGAGUGCAAUGAUCUCAGAUUGUAAAGCUAAACUAGGAUAUAGGAUGGAAACAAGUGUGUAAAUUAUUCAUUUAAAAGGUAUUGAGUGGCAAUUAAAUUAUGGACUACAGAAUCUGUAUUGUAUAGGCCCAGUCUUAGGGGCUGAGCAGUUAGAAUGAGAGAAAUCUGAAGUAGAAUCAAUUUUAGGUCAUUAAAAGCAACUGCAAAUCAUAAGUACAUUAGCUAUGUUUGCUGUGGCUAAAAGCAACUGAGGUCUUUUCCAGGUUUGAGCAGUAUUGUGGAAGCUUUGGAUGAGCAGUCCUCAAGCUGUGUAAACACGUGACUGAAAUGAUCAGAUGCAGACAGUAGUUCAUUUUCCAUAUUUCAGUGGCUAAUUGGGUCAGCCCUGUGCAUCAGCUAGAGUGGAUGGAUGUGUACUCAUUUGGGUUUCCCUUCUGUACAAGUUCACGUUGUGGAGCUGUCCUCUGGAAGCAUCCCAUGGAUUGAGCCAGGGGCCAGUAGUGAAUUUUUCACCGGAUCCUAGAGCAAUCGGGGCCAUCCAGGACACUCAUUAGUGAAAGUGAAGAUUCCCUAUUGGAUUGUUUGCUAUAGUGUUACAUUCAUGGGGAAAGUGUUAUUACUUUUUAAAAUAAAUGUUACUGAAUGAAAUAAAGGAAAUGUUUAUAUGA
Tachyglossus aculeatus (Australian echidna) is the source of this 2395-nucleotide messenger RNA. RefSeq names its product vesicle associated membrane protein 4 (gene VAMP4). Gene Ontology annotation, cellular component: membrane. Gene Ontology annotation, biological process: Golgi ribbon formation; vesicle-mediated transport. Lineage: Eukaryota; Metazoa; Chordata; Mammalia; Monotremata; Tachyglossidae. The record is from RefSeq and is a predicted model, not a curated record. The coding region runs from base 123 to 545 and encodes 140 amino acids. The transcript has 8 exons.